CCCCCUCAAUGCCCUGUGCUUUGUCUCCAGCCAAAAGAGAGACAGAAACAGUAAGGGAGACAGAGAAAGAGAAAGAGAACAAGAGGCUGAACAGAACUGAGUUUCCAUUGGAAAGGUACAUAAGACCAUGAAGAUUUGUCUUGAAUUAUAUCUUCCUGCUUGAACUUUUUUAGUUAUUUUUUUUACUUUUUCCUGCACAGCUUAUCUGAUCUGAGUGUGUGAGAAUCCUAAUAGUUUGUGUACAAGAUUAAUACCCGUGCACUUGUGUAGUAGUGACAGCCAUGAGAACACCCUGGUUGGUAGUGCUUGUGUGUUUGAGCUUGGCAGCUCUUGCCUGGGCCAGGAAAGGCCUGGAGUUCCCCCGCUAUGAUGGCAAGGACAGAGUGCUGGACAUCGACAACAAGAACUACCGCAAAUCUUUGAAGAACCACCAGAUGCUAUGCCUGCUCUACCAUGCACCAGCUCCAACCAGCAAGGAGCUGCAGAAACAAUUCCAAAUGACUGAACUUGUGCUGGAGAUGGCUGCUCAGGUCUUGCAGGAAAAAGACAUCGGAUUUGGAAUGGUUGACUCUGAGAAAGAUGCCAAGGUCGCUAAGAAACUAGGUCUACAAGAAGAGGGCAGCGUCUAUGUUUUUAAGGCAGAUCGUGUAAUUGAGUAUGAUGGACUACUUUCUGCAGACAUCCUUGUGGAGUUCCUGCUGGAUCUGUUGGAUGAUCCAGUUGAGGUUAUUGAUAAUGCUUUAGAGCUGCAGGCUUUUGACCGGAUGGAAGAGGACAUCAGAGUAAUCGGCUACUUCAAGAAUCCGGAGUCAGAGCAUUUUCUGGCAUUCAAUGAAGCUGCCGAGCAGUUCCAUCCGUUCAUCAAAUUUUUUGCCACCUUUGACAAAUCUGUAGCAAAAGAGUUGACUCUUAAGAUGAAUGAAGUAGACUUCUAUGAACCCUUUAUGGAAGAAGCAGUCACCAUUCCAGACAGACCCCAUACUGAAGAGGAACUUGUGGCAUUUAUCAAUGAGCACAGGAGAUCAACACUACGAAAACUGAGAGCUGAAGACAUGUUCGAGACUUGGGAAGAUGACCUGGACGGCUUUCACAUUGUAGCCUUUGCAGAAGAGGAGGACCCAGAUGGCUUCGAGUUCUUGGAAAUUCUGAAAGAAGUUGCACGAGACAAUACACAGAACCCUAACUUGAGUAUUGUUUGGAUCGAUCCCGAUGACUUCCCUCUACUACUUCCAUACUGGGAGAAAAUAUUUAAAAUUGACCUCUUCAGGCCUCAGAUCGGAAUAGUUAAUGUCACAGAUGCGGACAGUGUGUGGAUGGAGAUGGAUAGUGAUGAGGAUUUGCCCUCUGCUGAGGAACUUGAGGACUGGAUAGAGGAUGUGCUUUCUGGAAAGGUUAAUACAGAAGAUGAUGAUGAUGACGAUGAUGAUGACGAUGAUGACGAUGAUGACGAUGAUGAUGAUGACGAUGAUGACAACGACGAUGAUGAUGAUGAUGAUGAUGAUGAUGAUGAUGAUGAUGAGUAACCUACAAACAUGAAUUCUGUUCAAUCAAAAAUUGGCUUUUACUCACUCAAGGACAUCUAUAUCCUGUAUGAACACCUUAGUACCAUAAUCAUUUUGCACAUUUUUGUGCACAAUCUUACUAAAUAUCAAACUUUUGCAAUGAACUGAACUCCGUGUCCAAAAAUUACUGGCAGCAUUAAUAUAUCUGAAAUAUAUAAAUGUUUAAUUUAUAACAUUAAAUGUUUAAUUAGGUUAUUACUUGCUCAGGCUGAAUUAAAAGAAAUACUCCAAAAUAAACACCAUGAUUCAGGGAUCCUUUAGAGCAUUAAAUAUUUUUAAUGGUUAAAAAAAAAUUGUGGCGAUUUAAACUUGAAAAUAAAUCAAUUAAUUUUAAUAAUUAUUAAAUGCCAUAUAUUCUGUUUAUUGUUCUCUCGUAUGUCAUGCUGCUCUUUGUGAAAUCUAUACCUCUUUACCUGACGGUUACCUUAUGUUCUGGUCCAUUUGGAAAUUCCUGACCAGACUGGAAGAUGAAUUGAAAAGUAAAACUAAUUUGAUUUCAUAGUAGUUUUAAAAUUUGUCUUAAAAAACAUUGGUUUAUUUUAUUCCAUGACUUGAAACAUUUAAGAUGACACAGACUCAACAAAACCUAUAUACAGUGUGAUUUUUGUUCAUCUUCAGCUAAAAACAGGAAUUCGAGGCUGACAGGAGUAAAAUCUGAUGUUGUAGCCCACCCCCCCUCAAUGUACAAUAUUUUGUGGAUGCUGAGAUACUGUUCUGCUUACCAUGGUUGUAAAGAGUGAUGAUAUAAAUUACCAUAUCCAUAUGAAUUGUUGGCCUCAUUCGAUAACUGCAAGGUGUUCCAAAUAAAGUGGAUGGUGGGUGUACAUACUGUACACACUACAUUAGCAACACCACUAAAACUGGGUAAAGACUCCUUUGCUGUCAGAAAACACUCAAUUCUUCAUGGCCUGGAUUCUAUGAGAUGUUGGAAACAUUCCUUCAACCUGAGAUUCUGGUCCAUGUUUAGAUGAUUGCAUUGCACAAUUCCUGCAGAUUUUUCAGUUGAACAUGUUCAUGAUCUACUAGAUUGAGAUUCAGUAACUGGAAAGAGCACUGAUGAACCCUGCUAUCAUUGUCAUGUUCACAAGACCAGUUUGAGACUACUUUUGCUUUGUGACAUGGUGUAUCAUCAUGCUGGAUGUAGCAAUUAGAAGAUGGUAAAUUGUAGCCAUGAAGGGAUAAACAUGUUAAGCAAUAAUACUCAAAUAGUCUGUAGCAUUCAGGUGAGGAUUAUUUGUUAUUAACAGACUUAACGUUUGCCAAAUGUUCCCCACACCAUCACCUCCACCAGCCUGGACUGUUGACACUGGACAUGAUAUACUUAACACAACAAAUUAUAAAGUAUAUCCCUUAUUUUUUCACAGAUAUUCAGUUUUAUUAGAAACCAGGAUGAAAUUCUCUUCUAAGAGAUGCACGUGAUUAUCAGAAGAUGAAGGGUGUAAGAUCUGAAAGGAGUUCAUAUUUAUGAUCUCAGAGAAAAUGUCAGGUGAAAGGGCAGAUAGCAGAAAUAAAAAUCAAUACCUUUAUAUGAAUAUAUACAUGCAAGUUACAGUAAGAUGUUUGCACAUAUAUAAAUUAAAUUUACACAGACAUAUGUACACAUAAAAUAUUAAUGUAAACAAUAUAAAAUAAACAGGUCAAUUUUACAAAACAUUUUUCCUAUUGUUAGAGAAAUUGGCAGGAUAAGGUGAUGGCUGCAUAAUUCUUCACAAAUGGUCAACCCACAAACAUGUCACAUGUCGCAUCAUAUACCAUCACACAAAAAGGACACAGGGAAUAAAACAAAUUCAUAAUCCUAUAAAUACAUGUAUAAAAGAGUUUUAUGGGCUGUAAAAGUUUAUUAGGUAGUUGUAGUGCGGCAUUCGAUUUAUUAAUGAUCCUUUUGGUGAAAAAGUUUUAAGCCCUCUUAAAUCAAAUGGUUUAUCAAAACGGUUUAGGCAGCAUUCCUGGGGUUGUGUGUCCUACAUGGUUUGUAGUUUCAGCAUAAUGAUUAAAUUACAGAAAUGACAAAAGUCUUGAGGAGUUUUUUGUGCACUAUGAUGACACUUGUCUCUUGUCUUCUACAUAAAUGUGGUAUUAAAAUCAUUCACCGUUUCAAAUACAUUUGAACUGUAGGUAAUGUUUCUAAUGUCGCUCCUCCUUCCUAACUGUCUAUAUUGUUUGACUGGCUGGAAAGCUACAAGACAUAUACUGUAAGACAGCACUUCCUAAUGAUCACAGUUCUGGUUUUACACUUCUGCUUGAUUCCUCCCUUAAUAAACAGCAGCCUUUAGUUCUUAAACACUGCACAUCACACAUACCUACACACAAAACACACACUCUCACACUUGCAAAUACAAGUAUCUGUCUUGUACAUAAAUACUUUUUUUUUUCAUUUUAAAAA
Tachysurus fulvidraco (yellow catfish) is the source of this 3945-nucleotide messenger RNA. RefSeq names its product calsequestrin 2 (gene casq2). Gene Ontology annotation, cellular component: sarcoplasmic reticulum lumen. The record is from RefSeq and is a predicted model, not a curated record. Gene Ontology annotation, molecular function: calcium ion binding. Bases 282 to 1523 code for a protein of 413 amino acids. Gene Ontology annotation, biological process: regulation of cardiac muscle contraction by regulation of the release of sequestered calcium ion. The transcript is spliced from 11 exons. Lineage: Eukaryota; Metazoa; Chordata; Actinopteri; Siluriformes; Bagridae.